Molecule: messenger RNA, 2185 nt
Organism: Arachis duranensis
Lineage: Eukaryota; Viridiplantae; Streptophyta; Magnoliopsida; Fabales; Fabaceae
Product: protein MID1-COMPLEMENTING ACTIVITY 1
Exons: 10
Coding region: 702-1949 (415 amino acids)
Biological process (GO): cell surface receptor signaling pathway
Source: RefSeq, a predicted model, not a curated record
GCUCUGCACAAAACAGAAGACAAACGACACCGAACCGAGAGAUAAGAGCGAGAAAGAGAGUGUGCGAGAGAAAGAGAGACAAACAGUAUUUCAGAGGAGCAAGUCCUCCUUCUCGCAAAGCAAUGUCUGCCCUUAACUGAAUUCAAUGUUCUACUUCUUCCGUGUUUAUGACGCUCCUUUUCCCAUUUCACGUAACGUAACCACUUCUUAGAAGCAAGCAAAAGGCCAAUGCUGUCUCUGAGAAACAUUUUCCAGAAGGAGUCUUGAUCCGGCACACAAAGUCCUCCACUGUUCAAGAAUUUUCUUCUUCACAUAAUCAUUUUCAAUCAUCAAAAGCUUAGGGAACUCAAUGCUAUUAUAUGCUUAACCACUAAACAGAGAGCUGAUGAGAACGUUACCGUUUGUGCAUAUUCUCAACGCAUGAAAUGGUAAGUUCCGAUCACGAUUUCUAGAGAAGAAGACUACUCAGCAUUGAUUCAUCUUCUACAACGACCUAGUAGCUCAAGAAUUUGAUGGAUUCAAAUCAGGUAACUCCAAACCCUUCUCUUCAUGGCCAAGAUCUACAAACAUUGGCCAAUCUUGUAGUCCAGAAUGCGAUUCAAGCGGCAAGCACUCGAAUCCCCAUGAAUCCAAUUACAGACCCUACCAGUCCCUUCUUUCUCCAUCCUGGAGGUUGAUUUGAUUUUCAAGGGAGCAAAGCAAUGGCGUCUACUUGGGAUCAUAUGGGAGAUAUUGCCAAUGUGGCUCAGUUAACUGGUCUAGAUGCAGUGCGUUUGAUUGGGUUGAUUGUGAAAGCGGCGAGCACGGCAAGGAUGCAUAAGAAAAACUGCAGGCAAUUUGCACAGCAUCUCAAGUUAAUUGGGAACUUGUUAGAGCAGCUGAAGAUCUCGGAGCUGAAGAGGUACCCUGACACAAGGGAGCCAUUGGAGCAGCUUGAGGAUGCUCUCAGAAGGUCAUAUAUAUUGGUGAAUAGUUGUCAAGACAGGAGCUACCUCUACUUGUUGGCCAUGGGAUGGAACAUUGUUUAUCAGUUCAGGAAGGCACAGAACGAGAUUGACAGAUACUUGCGGCUCGUUCCGCUCAUCACUCUUGUUGACAAUGCUCGAGUCAAGGAGAGACUUGAAGUUAUUGAAAAGGAUCAACGUGAGUACACACUGGAUGUUGAGGAUGAAAAGGUGCAGACAGUUAUUUUAAAGCCAGAUCCUGACAAAGAUGAUGCUGCAAUGCUGAAGAAAACACUUUCUUGUUCAUAUCCCAACUGUUCAUUCACUGAAGCACUUAAAAAAGAAAAUGAAAAGCUUAGACUAGAGCUACAACGUUCACAAGCAAAUCUUGAUAUGAAUCAAUGUCAAGUCAUUCAACGGUUGUUAGAUGUCACAGAAAUUGCAGCUCAUACUCUUCCUGAGAAGACUGACAAGGUUCAUAAGAAGGAGGAAUACAAUUAUAAUGAUGUAGAUAAUGACAACGACCAUUCAUCUAGUGAGAAAUACCAAGUUAAAAGUGACCAACUUUCCACAUCAAGAUCAGCAGUUUCCCAAAAGGAUCUGCUGUCAAAUGGAGGUUCAUAUCAGCAUCAAGACUGGCAUACUGAUUUACUUGGCUGUUGUUCUGAACCUUCUCUUUGUAUGAAGACAUUUUUCUAUCCUUGUGGAACAUUUUCAAAGGUUGCCACUGUUGCAAAAGGCAGGCCCAUAUCUUCUGGAGAUGUAUGUAGUGAAUUGAUGGCAUAUUCGUUGGUUUUGUCUUGCUGUUGUUAUACCUGCUGUGUAAGGAGGAAGCUUCGGAAGAUGUUGAACAUCACCGGAGGCUUUAUUGAUGAUUUUCUAUCUCAUUUGAUGUGUUGCUGCUGUGCCCUUGUGCAAGAAUGGAGAGAAGUGGAGAUCCGCGGAGUUAGUGAUCGUGAGAAGACCAAAACAAGCCCUCCACCUUCCCAGUACAUGGAACCUUAGAACAAAUGAGAUUGUCUUUUGGUUAUUUAGGGAUCCAAGAGUCUUUGAACCACGUAUUAAAUAGAGGCAAAUGGCUAUUGGGACUCAUAGCAAGAUAGAAACUAUGUAUUUCCUUUUUCUUUUUUACUUUUUCCUCAAUGCCUCUGGCCUCAUUUACCCAUGUGUAAAGCUUACAGAUUUAGCCACUGAUGUGUUGAUUUCCUUGUUUAAUAUAAUUUGAUUUUAGUUUAUUAAUA